This is a messenger RNA of Chara braunii, 644 nucleotides long. Lineage: Eukaryota; Viridiplantae; Streptophyta; Charophyceae; Charales; Characeae. The record is from the annotation of a GenBank genome assembly.
GCGGGUAACCCAUCGUGUGAAGGGGAAAGAAGAGGUUAUAGGUGGACACCGAGAAGCUGUCAAGAUGAAGGAGGAGGACUACGAUCGGAUUGUGUUGGCGUAUUUGAAGAGGAAGGGAUAUAAAAAUGCAGAGGCAGCAUUGAAGGAGGAAUCGAAAACGCAGCCUCUGUCGGAAGCGGCAGGAGACCGCCAGCUGAGUCUGGACACCAGCAUCGCUAAUCACAUUUACUUUUUCAGCAGAUCAGACAACGGACCUGGCAAAUACAAGGAAAACUAUGGCAGGCUGCGGUCUUGGGUUCAGAGCUCACUCGACCUGUACAAAAAUGAGCUCUUGCGCAUUCUCUACCCUGUUUUUGUGCACUGCUUCCUGGAGUUGGUAUCGAAAGGGCAGUCGGCAGAAGCACGAGCAUUCUUCCAAGCCUACCGCGAGGACCAUGAGCGGCUGCAUAUCAGGGACCUGCAGAAGCUGGAGGGAGUGACGUGCCCAUCACAUCUGCAGGAGACUGAUCUUGCGAAAACUUUCUUGGAAAACAAAGUCAACGUGAAGCUUUGCCAGUAUUCGUUUCAGCUCCUCCUGACAUUUCUACAUGGCUCAGACUGCAUGCUGCUACUUGGAAUCGUCAAUGAGCACAUCAAUCUCCAAG